Maudiozyma barnettii is the source of this 603-nucleotide messenger RNA. RefSeq names its product Pex17p (gene PEX17). The transcript has a single exon. The coding region runs from base 1 to 603 and encodes 200 amino acids. The record is from RefSeq and is a predicted model, not a curated record. Lineage: Eukaryota; Fungi; Ascomycota; Saccharomycetes; Saccharomycetales; Saccharomycetaceae.
AUGAUAUCCACCCAUUGGGAUAAGGUAGAUUGGCCUGACCAAUCCAAGAUUAGAAAGGGUAAACUAAGAAAUCCAACUCUCACAUUUAUCCAAAAUCUGUUUAAUAAUGUUGGUGUUGCCUCAUCGAUAAUUUAUGCGCUAUUAGUAAUGGUUGUGAAACCAAUUUUGGUCAAGCAAUUUGUACAACGUUGUGAAUUGAGUGCAGAAACUUUGAUUGAUGUAAGGAAACUAGUUAUAUUUUUGCAGAAGAAACUCAAUACAACACCAAUAGCUGUGUUAGGCUAUAACGAACAAGGCAAAUAUGUAGAACACACUACGCAAACAGAAGAAGAUGUUGAUGCAACUACAUUGGGGAAAGUGGAAUGUCCAUUAGUUAGGAUUAAGAGCAAAUUACAGGAACUAAAUGAUGAUCUAGAUACAUUCAACAAAAUAAAUUUAAAUAGGUCUACCACUAAUAUAGAUUAUUUCAAUUUGAGUACGAAACUGUUGGUCCAAGAAAUCAAACAUGCAGAUGAUACGGGACCCCUAGUGGACCAACAAACUGAAAUCGUAAGUUCAAUACGAGAAAUUAAGGGUUGGUUCGUUAGUGGGAAAAUACGAUGA